This is a messenger RNA of Cornus florida, 1594 nucleotides long. RefSeq lists its product as uncharacterized. The record is from RefSeq and is a predicted model, not a curated record. Bases 180 to 902 code for a protein of 240 amino acids. The transcript is spliced from 5 exons. Lineage: Eukaryota; Viridiplantae; Streptophyta; Magnoliopsida; Cornales; Cornaceae.
GAACAAAACGCAAAUAAUGUACGCUACAAGAGGAGAGGACGAAACUAAAAUAAGAAAGAUGAUGAUGAUGAAGUGCUGAACUGUGUGUAAACUGAGAACCGUGUGGCUCGUCGCCGUUCAAUAUAUAUAUAAACACACACAUACAUACACAUAUAUAUCGUCUCACCACCAUCAUCACCAUGAAUGUAGGGCUAAGUAAUUUGCUCAUCCCCAUGCCCAUUUUCUCUCUCUCUAAAACAUCGUCUUCACCCUCAUCCAUCUGCCCUAAUUCCUCCGCCCGUUGCAGAAACCCUCGCCGCUCGCCUCCUCCUCGAUCCCUCAUCAUCGAGACCGUCCAAGGCCAGUCUUCGGAGGAAGCUCUUCCGGAAUCGGUCACUCGUCGUUUGAUCCUGCUCCGUCAUGCCAAGAGUUCAUGGGAAGAUCGUUCGUUGCGAGACCAUGAACGCCCUCUGAGCAAAGCUGGAAAAGCAGAUGCUGUUAAAGUUUCUCACAAGCUCCAAGAGUUGGGUUGGAUUCCUGAGCUUAUUUUAUCUAGUGAUGCAAAGCGAACAAGAGAAACACUUAAAAUUAUGCAGGAGCAAGUGCAGGGAUUUUCAGAAGCUGAGGUGCAUUUCAUUCCAAGCUUUUAUUCCAUUGCAGCAAUGGAUGGGCAGACAGCUGAACACCUUCAACAGGCUAUCCGUAAAAAUUCAAGGGAUGAGAUACUUACAGUUAUGUGUAUGGGUCACAAUAGGGGAUGGGAGGAAGCGGCCUCAAUGCUUUCGGGUGUCUCUAUAGAACUGAAGACUUCCAAUGCUGCUUUGCUUGAAGCUACGGGGAAAUCAUGGGAAGAGGCAUUUUCCUUGGCAGGACUUGGCGGGUGGAAGCUCCAGGGCCUAGUGAAGCCAAACACUAGUCUAUAGAACUUCAUUCAGUUAAUUUGAGUACUAACCCUACCAUUAUCCGUAACAAUCCUCCCCACAUCCGUCUUCACCCAGUCUACCAUUUGGUUGGCAUCUACAUUUAGCAUUACUUGCUUGUUAUUUACCCUUUCUCCGUGCUCCCGUAAAGCCAUGCAAUUACCAAGGGUAAUCCCGGAGUUGUAAAUUAAUGAAGAGUGAAAGUUUAAAGCCUUGUCAUUUGAGAUGCAUCCAUAUCUACUAGUGAUAAUAGGGUGCAAACCGAAGAUUUGGCUUGUAAAAGUUAAAAGCUGUAUGCAGGGAUGAAUCUAGAACUUUUACUAUAGGGAAGCCUUACAAAAUAUGCCUACGAGUCGCGUGUAAACAUGAAUGGUGCAGGUGAUAAUUUAUGAUUGUUGACUGGCAAAUUUGUGAAGUUGCCGAAGGAUCAGAUAUGGGGGAGCAGUGCAUUUUUGGGAGCUAUUGCAUUGGUAUAGAGGGCUCUCAUUGCUUUUUAAUUAUGAAACUGCUUUAUGUUAUCUGAUUUUGGUGUUGCUGGAUAAUGUUCUGCACACUUUCAGUGUCAGCAGAAGAAGCUUUUGUAGUACAAUUGAAGAACCCAGAAAGAUUCUGUUUCAUUUGUUCAAUGUCAUGAUUUGGAAGAGAGAUCACUUCCUCCUCCACUUAUAUUAUUUUGUCUUGCACUUUGUCACCAA